Molecule: messenger RNA, 426 nt
Organism: Strongylus vulgaris
Lineage: Eukaryota; Metazoa; Nematoda; Chromadorea; Rhabditida; Strongylidae
Source: the annotation of a GenBank genome assembly
AUGUUUUUAUAUGGUAGCAAAAACACUAUCGCGGCUUUUGAAGAUCUUUCGCUUUGGGAGCUCGGAGUGUACGAAUGGAGUAAGAGUUAUAACGAAAGAUCUCUCAGCGACGACUCGUACAAUUUCUUAGUGCAACUCUUGGUCUUUGGUAAUAACAUUUUGGACAUGGAAAUCAAUGCUGAUAAUAGAAAAGUAGCUCCAUAUUUUGGAGCAGGAUUUGCUCUUAUGAUCGCAAUUGUUGUCUUUUGUGUAUUCUCCGGUGCCUACUAUAAUGAUGCUUUAGAUUUUGGCAAAAUGCUUGAACCUUUGAUCAAUGAUGGUUGGAUGGCCUGCCCUCCUCAUGGUGCAGGCUCAUGGCCAAGUUACGAAGAGAGCAUUGUUCUAUUAUCUAAGUUGCCCGGCAAAAUGGGUGCGUAUCGACUGUGA